This is a messenger RNA of Maylandia zebra (zebra mbuna), 3022 nucleotides long. Its product is annotated as NLR family CARD domain-containing protein 3. The record is from RefSeq and is a predicted model, not a curated record. Lineage: Eukaryota; Metazoa; Chordata; Actinopteri; Cichliformes; Cichlidae. Gene Ontology annotation, molecular function: protein binding.
CUCACCCCAUCGCAUCUUACCAACAGAUGCUUCAAUCAAACUUCCAGGACAAGUUUAUGUGCGCACAAGAAGGUUGGGCAGAAGAUAAAGAGUGUCUGGCAGAUAUCUACACAGAGCUGUACAUCACAGCUGGGUAUGAUGUACAUAUCAACACACAGCAUGAGGUUUGGCAGAUUGAAAAGGCAUGGAAGCCAGCAGAGCCAGAGAAACCUAUUAGACCCACAGACAUGUUUAAACAUCCCUCUGGAAAAUACAGACCCAUCAAAACAGUGAUGACCAAUGGAAUCGCAGGAAUUGGAAAAACUUUCCUUGUCCAGAAGUUUGUUUUGGACUGGGCUGAACAAAGAUCCAAUCAAGAUGUGCAUCUGAUUUUCCCCUUCACCUUCCGUCAGCUGAAUCCUCUGAAGGGAGAAAAGUUCCGUUUGGCAGAGCUCAUUCAUGAAUGCAUCCCAGAAACUGUAGGCAUCCCACAGGAGGCUCUUAAUUACAUCUUUACAGAUGUUCAGUCAUCAGGAAUCACCAACUAUGACAAGAGUAAAUUCAAACUUCUGUUUGUGUUUGAUGGGCUGGAUGAGAGCCGCCUUCAUCUCGACCUUCAUUCUGAAGACAUUCGCUCUGUCGAUGUAACAAAGGCAGCUAAAACAGAUGUCCUGCUGAGGAAACUCAUCAAUGGGAAACUGCUACGCUCUGCUCGCAUCUGGGUAACCACACGGCCUGCAGCGGCCAAUCAGAUCCCUCGAGAGUUUAUCAGCAGUACAACAGAGGUCAGGGGGUUCACCGACCAACAGAAAGAGGAGUACUUCAGGAAGAGAUUCAAAGGUAAGGAGGAGGCUGACAAACUCAUCUCCCAUAUCGUGACAUCACGAAGCCUCCACAUCAUGUGCCACAUCCCAGUCUUCUGCUGGAUCACUGCAACAGUUCUGGAGGAUGUGUUGAAAACCAGAGAGGGAGGAGAGCUGCCCAAGACUCUGACUGAGAUGUACGCAGAGUUCCUGGUGUUUCAGAUUGAUCGGACAAAAGAAAAGUAUGGCCCAGAAAAGAGCAUUCAAUACAUUAAGUCAUUAGCAAAACUGGCCUUUGAGCAGCUGGAAAAGGGCAACCUGAUCUUCUAUGAGAAGGAUCUGAGACAGAGCGGCAUUGAUUUCAGCGAAGCCUCGGUGUGCUCAGGAGUGUUCACAGAGAUCUUCAAAGAAGAUCGAGGAAGGAAAGGGAAAGACAAGAUGUUCAGCUUCGUCCAUUUGAGCGUUCAGGAGUUUCUGGCUGCUCUUUAUGUGAGGAUGUCGCUUAAUAACAGUAACAUAAAUGUGAUGCCUUUACCACAGCCCUCAAUGCGCAAUCUUCAACUGCUUUUAAGUAAAACAUCUUCAAAGAAGACCCACAGGAUUUCCAUUGACAGGGCCUUACAGAGUCCAAACGGACAUCUGGACUUAUUCCUUCGCUUCCUCUUGGGUCUUUCACUGCAGACCAAUCAGGAUAAACUACAGGACCUGCUAAUGAAAAUAGACAGUAGUUCAGAGACCACUCAGAAAACAGUCCAAUACAUCAAGAAGAAAAUCAGUGAGAAUGUGUCCGCAGAGAGGAGCAUUAAUCUGUUCCACUGUUUGAACGAACUGAAGGACUGUUCUCUAGUGGAGGAGAUCCAACAGUAUCUGAGUUCUGGACGUCUGUCCACAGAUAUACUCACUCCAGCUCAGUGGUCAGCUCUGGGCUUCAUCUUACUAUCAUCAGAAGAAGAUCUAGAUGUGUUUGACCUGAAGAAAUACUCUCCUUCAGAGGAAGCUCUUCUCAGGUUACUUCCAGUGGUGAAAGCCUCCAAAACAGUUCUGCUGUCCGGCUGUAUCGUCACAGAGGAAGGCUGUACUUAUUUAGCUUCAGCUCUAAAAUCCAACCACUUCCAUUUGCGAGAACUGGACCUGAGCUACAAUGUUCUGGACGACUCAUCAGUAAAGCUGUUCUCCGCUGGAGUGGAGGACUCAGACUGGAGACUAGACACUCUCAGGCUGGAACAUGGUGGGCAGCAGAGACUAAAACCUGGCCUGAGAAAGUAUUCCUGUGAACUCACACUGGACCCAAACACAGCAAACAGAAACCUCAUCUUGUUCGACAACAACACUAAAGUGGCAUUUGUGGAUGAUGAGCAGCCAUAUCCUGAUCACCCAGAGAGGUUUGAUGACUGGAAACAGAUUCUGUGUAGAAAUGGGCUGACUGGUCGCUGUUACUGGGAGGUUGAGUGGGAAGGUUGGGUUUACAUAGCAGUGAGUUACAGAGGAAUCAGAAGGACAGGAGCCAGCAAAGGCUGCUGGUUUGGAUGGAAUAAUCAGUCGUGGAGUCUGAGAUGCUCUGAAGAUGGUUACUUUGCUUGGCACAAUAACACUAGAACAGACCUCUCUACCUCUUCCUCCUCCUUCGUCUCCUCUUCCGCCUCCUCCACCUCAUCCACCUCCUCCACCUCAAACAGAGUAGCAGUGUAUGUAGACUGUCCUGCUGGGACUCUGUCCUUCUACAGAGUCUCCUCAAACUCCUUGAUCCAUCUCCACACCUUCAGCACCACAUUCACUGAGACUCUUUAUCCUGGAUUUAGGCUAUUUAGAUCUUCCUCUGUGUCUCUGUGUUCACUUUAGGACGAAGACUUGCAGAAACAAUGACACAGAUUUAUUCAGGCAAAUACUUUACAUUAAAAAAUCCUUUAAAAAAUCUUUUUCCAAACCUCACCAAUAAUUUUAUUUUAGACCAGAAGAUUCCACACAUUGACUGUGAGUAACACUUUAGACUGACCAUUAUUAACAAAUGGAAAAGGAAUAAUUUCUACAAUGUUAGUUGUACUAAAGAUGGUUGUAUGGAGGCAGGAAGCUUGAAGUGAGUUUUACAAAGUAAUCUGUUCUCUAGCUUAUGUCCUUUGCAUAGGUCUAUAUUACCAUAAUGCAAAUGCUUUGUAUCAUAUUUAUCUGUUUCCAUUCAUUUUACAACCAGUGACAGAAUUUGUUGACAAUAAAUUUCAUUUCCUGUGUGAUUCAGCAAUAAA